Mitosporidium daphniae is the source of this 864-nucleotide messenger RNA. Its product is annotated as type 2a phosphatase regulator Tip41. The transcript has a single exon. The record is from RefSeq and is a predicted model, not a curated record. Bases 1 to 864 code for a protein of 287 amino acids. NCBI's taxonomy places the organism in Eukaryota, Fungi, Microsporidia.
AUGGUGCAACAGGUUGCAUGGCUACUUCGGUCGAGCGCGAACGGUAUUUGCAUCCAUUUAUCAUACCGUAGCUUGCAAGCAGAGCUGGCAUUUCCGCCUCCGGACAUAAUAUUUUUAAAUUCUAUUUUAAAGAUCUCCUUGCACGGAAAAGAAAUCCUGUCAUGGAGCCCCUACUUAAUUUUAAAGGAUAUCCUGAAGGAACCCCCUGCCCUAUUUAAUAGUCCUCAAUGUUUGGACAAAAUUUCGCCCAAAUGGAGCCCUAUAGCUUCAAUUGCACCCUCGCCGUUCAAAUAUGAUUGGACGUUUUCGUCCAUGUAUAAUGGGAUGGUCAAUUCCGACACACGUCAUGACGCGUUUAUUGGCAGCCAACAGUUGGACCUGGUAUUUGAUAAAAAAAUACUCCAAAAAAACAGGGAUGACCCCAUCGCCACGGCAUUGUCCUUUUUGGUCUACGAAGAUGAACUUGGCGAUAUGGGAAAAAGCGUAUUUUCGUGUCGAAUCAGAAUUACCACGAGAUACAUGUUCAUCCUUACAAGAUCAUGGCUGGAGCUGCCGAUGCAAGGCAUAUAUCGGUCAAUUGAAAAUCGAUGGAUGUGCUAUGUUGACAUGUGCCCGCCUUCGUUUCGACAUGAAUUUUGCAUAAAAGAGCUCGUCAAUACAAAUUGCCACCUAAAUCGUGAAAAUGUCGACGAUGUUUUCAGAGAUGCCGAAGCCGCCAAGUUGGAUGUGAUCCGUGAGCACAUUAAAAUUGUAAACUUUUGCUUUUUGGCGAUCUUUAAAUUGACAAGGGUUGCACCAAUGCUAUUUAUGUUCCUUCCCCAUUGGUAUCAGGGCAUUCGAUUGAUUGUGCAAAAUCAUUAUUAG